Homo sapiens (human) is the source of this 3923-nucleotide messenger RNA. RefSeq names its product protein phosphatase 2 regulatory subunit Balpha (gene PPP2R2A). Gene Ontology annotation, molecular function: tau protein binding; protein phosphatase regulator activity; enzyme-substrate adaptor activity. The transcript is spliced from 10 exons. The record is from RefSeq and is marked reviewed. Lineage: Eukaryota; Metazoa; Chordata; Mammalia; Primates; Hominidae. Gene Ontology annotation, biological process: regulation of chromosome segregation. The coding region runs from base 313 to 1656 and encodes 447 amino acids. Gene Ontology annotation, cellular component: synapse; protein serine/threonine phosphatase complex; protein phosphatase type 2A complex.
AGGCCAGCCGGCGCCAUUUUGAAAGUGGAGUCGCCUGCCCCUGCCGCUGCCGCCGCCGCCGUCGCUGUCGUAGUCGCCGCCGCCGCUGCCGGAGAAAGAGCACGAGCGGGGAAGCCCCAGAGUGAAAUCUAGCAUCCUGCCGGCUGGUCUGCCCGCCCCUCCUUCCUUUUCCCCCCGGCCCCCGUCCCCUCCCCCCGCAGGUGCCAUCCGCCGCCAUCCGCCCUCUCUACCCCCCCAUCCCCAGGUGAGGGGGGUGAGUUCAGGAAGCGGAGACCCCGAGGAACCCAGCAGGGUCACCAUUUGCAGCGCAACAUGGCAGGAGCUGGAGGAGGGAAUGAUAUUCAGUGGUGUUUUUCUCAGGUGAAAGGAGCAGUAGAUGAUGAUGUAGCAGAAGCAGAUAUAAUUUCUACAGUAGAAUUUAAUCAUUCUGGAGAAUUACUAGCAACAGGAGAUAAAGGUGGUAGAGUUGUCAUCUUUCAACAGGAGCAGGAGAACAAAAUCCAGUCUCAUAGCAGAGGAGAAUAUAAUGUUUACAGCACCUUCCAGAGCCAUGAACCAGAGUUUGACUACUUGAAAAGUUUAGAAAUAGAAGAAAAGAUCAACAAAAUUAGGUGGUUACCCCAGAAAAAUGCUGCUCAGUUUUUAUUGUCUACCAAUGAUAAAACAAUAAAAUUAUGGAAAAUCAGUGAAAGGGACAAAAGACCAGAAGGGUAUAACUUGAAAGAGGAGGAUGGAAGGUAUAGAGAUCCUACUACAGUUACUACACUACGAGUGCCAGUCUUUAGGCCUAUGGAUCUAAUGGUUGAGGCCAGUCCACGAAGAAUAUUUGCCAAUGCUCAUACAUAUCACAUCAACUCAAUUUCUAUUAAUAGUGAUUAUGAAACAUAUUUAUCUGCAGAUGAUUUGCGGAUUAAUCUUUGGCAUCUGGAAAUUACAGACAGGAGUUUUAACAUUGUGGAUAUCAAGCCUGCCAAUAUGGAAGAGCUAACAGAGGUGAUUACAGCAGCAGAAUUUCAUCCAAACAGCUGUAACACAUUUGUAUACAGCAGCAGUAAAGGAACUAUUCGGCUAUGUGACAUGAGGGCAUCUGCCCUCUGUGAUAGACAUUCUAAAUUGUUUGAAGAACCUGAAGAUCCCAGUAACAGGUCAUUUUUUUCCGAAAUCAUCUCCUCUAUUUCGGAUGUAAAAUUCAGCCAUAGUGGUCGAUAUAUGAUGACUAGAGACUAUUUGUCAGUCAAAAUUUGGGACUUAAAUAUGGAAAACAGGCCUGUGGAAACAUACCAGGUGCAUGAAUACCUCAGAAGUAAACUCUGUUCACUGUAUGAAAAUGACUGCAUAUUUGACAAAUUUGAAUGUUGUUGGAAUGGAUCUGACAGUGUUGUCAUGACUGGAUCUUACAAUAAUUUCUUCAGAAUGUUUGACAGAAACACAAAGCGAGACAUAACCCUAGAAGCAUCGCGGGAAAACAAUAAGCCUCGCACAGUUCUGAAGCCUCGCAAAGUCUGUGCAAGUGGCAAGCGAAAGAAAGAUGAAAUAAGUGUUGACAGCCUAGACUUCAAUAAGAAAAUCCUUCACACAGCCUGGCACCCCAAGGAAAAUAUCAUUGCCGUAGCUACUACAAACAAUCUGUAUAUAUUUCAAGACAAAGUGAAUUAGGGUUGGCAUUCCUAGCAGAAGAACCCACUUCCUGCUUAGUUGAGAUAGUUGAAUCUAGCAUUCGUUCCUAUAAAAGAGAGAGGUCCAUUGUGGCGCCCCUUUCCAGUGUUUGACAGUGUGCCAUUCGACAACACAUUGUUAUAGCUACAUGGAGAAAGCUCUGUGGAUUCAUCACUGUGGUGUUCUCCAUGUCUGCUAGCCAUUUAGGUAAGGGUAGGGCACUUUUAAUUUAAAUGACUUCUUGCACCAUCUUGCCUAAUGGACUAGAUUGGACUGUAUCAACAUUGAUUUACUCCACUUUUUAUGCCUUCCAUUGUGAUGACGUCAAACACAGUGAAAGCCUUCAGUCAUGCUAUGGGAUUUAAUUGUGUAUCCUCAUUACUGUAUCAUUUGUGGGGUACACCCCUUCCCCCUUUUUUUAAAUUAAAUACAGCUCAUUCUUACUGUGGCUUGUAGCAUUCCUCCUCUUCUGGCCUCCUGGACUGCUCCCCUUCAUCUCUUACCCUUGCCCCCUCCACCCGGUCUUGGUGGUGGUAUAUUAAAAAAAGAAAGAAUGAAAGCACACAAAAUGAGUCAGUUUGGGGUCAGUGGUAUAAAGGGGGUAUAUGUUGCAAACAAAUGUUUUAGUAACAGUUGGCUGUAAUCACUCCUCGCCGUGUCUGGCACUGAAAAUAAGGAAAAAAAACCUACUACUGAAUAAAAGUGACAAAGAAUGGAGAAUCUGGUUUUCUUUUUCUUUUUAACCUACCUCUUGUAGCCAAUAUUUUGUGUCAUACCUUUGGGCACAGUGAAACAAAAUGGGUUUUCAUUGUUUAUUGGUAUUUUUGUUAAUUAUUUUUAACAAGUGUUCUUUUACAUGCAGGAGGAGAGGUAUUGGUUCUCUAUGAACAUAUUUUGAAUAUAGGUUUUAUUAAGGAUUUCACAAUCUAUAAAUGCUACUAGUUUUUUUUUUUUUUUUUACCAUCAUGAGGGUAUUGGAUACAUUGUGUCUCUAUUUAACUCAUUAUGUGUUAAUGAAAUUGUUGUAAAUGGGAACCAAAUUUGUAGAACUUAAUUUCUACUUUUUAGAGUGCUUAAUUUCAUUUUUGCCUUACUAAAUAGUCAAAGACUUAUAAAACAUUUUUAACAAGUUAGAACUUUUUUGUUAUUCAGUCAUAUAAAAUAGCAGAAAACUAACAUCAAGUGACACUGCACUAAAUACUUUUUUUGUAUUUUACUGCUAUCAAAUCAGAAUGAAAUAUACUUUACCAUAGAUAUUUUUCUUCUAUUUUUGGUUUUCCAAAGCUAUAUGAAAGACAAAUUUUUAAAGGUACAGCGUUCAAAAAGUGCUUAAUGAACUCCAACAGCUGCCUCAAAUAAAAAUCUGUAUAUGAAUACAUUUUCCCUAAGCGGUGAUACAUUAUCCAAAGAUGAAGAGUGCUCCUAUUUUUAAUAGGUAGAAUGUACCUUUGUCAGUCUUGCAGAAACUUUAAUGGAGAAGAAAUGGACUUUAUUUUUGAAAGGUGAAAUGAACAGGCAUUUAUAUUAUUAGAGAAUGGUAGUCUUAUUUUGGUGGAACAUAAUGUAACAACCUUGAAUUUCAGAGGACUCUGAGUGCUUCUAUGUCCACUACCUAUUGUUCUAUUCUUCAAUAAUGAAAAAGAAUUCAACGAGCCGACCGUGAUUCCCUCUACUACAAAUAUUAUGUCUUGUAAGUUAGCAUUUUUAGCACACAGGAGAAAUUUUAUGUAAUAAAAUUACUGUAUCUUUUGGAUUUAACAAAUUUGUAUUUGAAACACAUUCUAUGUCUGAUAAUUCUUAAUGGCACUUUUACUAAUUUAUUUGGGGAUCUUGGGUACAUUCUUAAUUUGUGUUUAUUCUUCACGCUUGACUUGCAAGUGGGAUAUUCCCCUGCCACAAGUGUCAAACAGUGAUAUUCUUCCUGUGUUGUGACUGGACAGUUUUCCAGAUCUUUUUUGGGAGAUUUUCCUACAGCUUGGUUGUAUGUCUUGAGAUAACACCACCAAACAGCUCUCAGAAAUUCUUUUUUGAUUGAUCAGUAGCUAUGAUGAUUCUCCUCCAUGACACUAAGGAUUAGUUUAUAUAUUUAAGAGAAAUAAUUGCUAAAAUUAAAAUGCCUCUAUCAAGGAAUGCUAUUAUAAAUUAUUGUUAACAUUCUCAAGUAUUAAUUUUUUAAUUUCAUUGGUGUAGCAAACUCUAAGCCCAGCCACUCAUUUUACAUGGCCAUGGUUAAUCUUUUUAUUAAUAAAAAUUAUACUUAGAAUAAA